CUGCGCCCGCGCCGGGACUGGAAAAAAAUUGAUGGAGCCAGCGGUGGAAUCGCGGACCGCGGGGGUACAGGCCUCCAAGCAGGCCAAAGAAGGGUCGAAGAACCGCAGUCGCAGGCGGUGGCGGAAAGGCAAGGUCAAAGCCUCGGCAUUCUCACACAGCAUGGAUCUGCGCACGAUGACACAGUCGCUGGUGACGCUCGCGGAAGACAACAUGGCUUUCUUCUCAAGCCAGGGCCCUGGAGAGACAGCUCGGCGGCUGUCCAGUGUCUUUGCAGGUAUUCGAGAACAGGCGCUGGGGCUGGAGCCAACCCUAGGCCACCUGCUGGGUGUGGCACACCAUUUUGACCUGGACACAGAGACACCAGCCAAUGGAUACCGUAGCUUGGUGCACACGGCACGUUGCUGCCUAGCACACUUACUACACAAAUCCCGCUACGUGGCCUCCAACCGCCGAAGUAUCUUUUUCCGUGCCAGCCAUAACCUAGCAGAAUUGGAGGCCUACCUGGCUGCUCUCACCCAGCUCCGUGCCCUGGCCUAUUAUGCCCAGCGCCUGCUGGCUAUCAACCGACCAGGGGUGCUCUUCUUUGAGGGUGAUGAAGGACUCACCGCUGACUUCCUGCAAGAGUAUGUCACGCUGCAUAAAGGCUGCUUCUACGGCCGCUGCCUGGGCUUCCAGUUCACGCCUGCCAUCCGGCCGUUCCUGCAGACUCUCUCCAUCGGGCUGGUGUCCUUCGGGGAACACUACAAACGCAAUGAGACAGGCCUCAGUGUGGCAGCCAGUUCCCUCUUCACUGGUGGCCGAUUCGCCAUAGACCCAGAGUUGCGUGGGGCUGAGUUUGAACGCAUCAUCCAGAACCUGGACGUGCACUUCUGGAAAGCCUUCUGGAACAUCACUGAGAUCGAGGUGUUGUCGUCCCUGGCUAACAUGGCAUCAACCACUGUGAGGGUAAGCCGCCUGCUCAGCCUGCCACCCGAGGCCUUUGAGAUGCCACUGACCUCUGACCCCAAGCUCACAGUUACCAUUUCACCUCCCUUGGCCCACACAGGCCCAGGGCCUGUGCUAGCCAGGCUCAUCUCCUAUGACCUGCGGGAAGGACAGGACAGCAAGAUGCUCAACAGCCUGGUGAAAUCUGAGGGCCCACGCCUGGAGCUGCGCCCACGGCCCCAGCAAGCACCCCGCUCACGGGCCCUAGUAGUCCACAUCCAUGGUGGUGGCUUUGUGGCACAGACCUCCAAAUCCCAUGAGCCCUACCUCAAGACCUGGGCUCAGGAGCUGGGGGUUCCCAUCUUCUCCAUUGACUACUCCCUGGCCCCCGAGGCCCCCUUCCCCCGAGCGCUGGAGGAGUGCUUUUUCGCCUACUGCUGGGCUGUCAAGCACUGUGCCCUGCUCGGUUCAACGGGAGAAAGGAUAUGCCUUGCAGGGGACAGCGCAGGUGGGAACCUCUGCAUCACUGUGUCCCUUCGGGCAGCAGCCUAUGGGGUGAGGGUGCCAGAUGGCAUCAUGGCAGCCUACCCAGUCACCACCCUGCAGCCCUCUGCCUCCCCCUCUCGUCUUCUGAGCCUCAUAGACCCACUGCUGCCACUGAGCGUCCUCUCCAAGUGUGUCAGUGCCUACUCAGGUACAGAGACAGAGGACCACUCUGACUCAGACCAGAAGGCCCUGGGUGUGAUGGGGCUGGUGCAGAGGGACACAUCCCUAUUCCUCAGAGACCUCCGCCUGGGUGCCUCCUCGUGGCUCAACUCCUUCCUGGAGCUAAGCGGACGCAAGACCCAAAAGUCCUCACUGCCCACAGCAGAGGCCCUGCGCCCCACAGAGGCGAUGCGCAGGAGUGUGUCUGAGGCAGCCCUGGCCCAGCCUGAGAGCUUGCUAGGCACAGAUACCCUGAAGACUCUGACGAUAAAGGACUUGAGCCUUAAGGACAAUUCAGAGACGUCAGACACCCCGGAGAUGUCGGUGUCAAUGGAGACUCUUGGCCCCUCCACGCCCUCCGAUGUCAACUUUUUUCUGCGUCCUGAGAGUUCCCAAGAUGAGGCUGAAAUCAGAGACGAUGUGGGCUCCAUGGACAGCGGCCCCCGCGUGCGCGCUGCCUUCCCUGCCGGUUUCCACCCUAGACGCUCAAGCCAGGGUAUCCUCCACAUGCCCCUCUACUCGGCACCCAUCGUCAAGAACCCCUUCAUGUCCCCUCUGCUGGCCCCUGACAGCAUGCUGAAGACCCUGCCGCCUAUGCACCUCGUGGCAUGCGCUCUGGACCCCAUGCUGGACGACUCGGUCAUGUUCGCGAGGAGACUGCGCGAGCUGGGCCAGCCCGUGACGCUGAAUGUGGUGGAGGACCUGCCGCAUGGCUUCCUGAGCCUGGCGGCGCUGAGCCGCGAGACCCGGCAGGCCGCGGAGUUGUGUGUGCAGCGCAUCCGGCUCGUCCUCACCCCUCCUGCCGCACCGCUGAACUGAUCCAGAGCUGGGGACGGCGGGGGGCGGCACUAAAAGACCUCUUGCUCCCAUCCGCGCAGGCCUCCGUGAUGAGUGCGCUCUAGGCCCCUCCGGCCCUCCAGGUUGGGCUGGGCGGGAGGGGGCGGGCUGUGCCUUAAUUUGGGACCGUAAGUGGGGCUGGGCAGGGGUCGAAAGCUGAGCUUGGGGGAGGGGGACGCGCACACACCUGUCAUCGAGAGAGCUGGACAUUCACUUCACCACUGCCUUCUACUGCUGCUGUGACCGGCCACGGCUAGUCGAUUUUGUCUUUUGUAAAUAAAAAUUAUUUAAUUA
Molecule: messenger RNA, 2761 nt
Organism: Phodopus roborovskii (desert hamster)
Lineage: Eukaryota; Metazoa; Chordata; Mammalia; Rodentia; Cricetidae
Product: hormone-sensitive lipase
Exons: 10
Coding region: 32-2449 (805 amino acids)
Biological process (GO): triglyceride catabolic process; cholesterol metabolic process
Cellular component (GO): cytosol
Molecular function (GO): triacylglycerol lipase activity; sterol ester esterase activity
Source: RefSeq, a predicted model, not a curated record